AUGCAGCCAUUCGGUGAUGCAUGGAGUCAGCGCCACCUAGCUGGUGUUGUGCUUGCGGGAUCGGUGCUAUCGAUUGUUGGGUCUUUAUACAUGAUUCUAGGGUUCUUCUUUUUACGAGAAUGCCGCUCCUUCAGGCAUAAAUUGAUUCUUGGCCUGGCAGUCAGCGACCUUCUACUCGCCCUCAACUUUUUUAUUCCUAGCUUGUCGAUGGUAACAGGGCGGGAAAUUUCAUCACCAUGGAAUGAAGGAUUUUGCUCUGCCAAUGGGUUUCUUAUGCAACUUUUCUUCGCUCAAAUCGAUGUAUGGCAAAUUAGCAUCGCCCUUAUUACGCUCCUUAUGCUGUCUGGGCCAUCGAUGGUCUUAAAAUGGAUUCGAGAGAACGUUUGGGCUGUUUGGUUGUUCCCAUGGCUCGUUUCCCUUAUUGCCGCUUUCUUCGCCUUUGGGUUUUGGGAUUAUGCGAACGUUGGUGGAUUUUGUUGGUUAGGAUCCCGUAACAUUCGGUUGUAUUUCAACUAUAUCCCCCGCUGGAUCAUCAUACUCGUCUGUCUGGUUAUUUACAUCGCCGUCUAUCGUCUAAUUCUCCAUGCCCGUCGUCGUGCAAAUAUCCAAAAGACCUAUCGCGGGCGUGCAUCCGACAGGGCCCCUCCUCAGCCUGUCACCACUACGGCUCCAGCCACAAACCCCGAAUCCGAAAAGGUUAAUCCCGACGAAAUUUCCAGUGGGAACGGUUCUUCAAGCCUCGAUACGUCACGGUCCGGUUCUUCCACUGGGUUUACACAAACUGUCCAUGAUCCCGCUGUUGCCGGGCAGAUACAAACUGCAGCCGAAAGGGCACAAGAGGAAGCCGAGCAGCAAAAGCAAGUUAGAAAAAUUGCCAUUCAGAUGAUUUCUUACCCAUUAGCCUACGCAGUGCUUUGGGCUAUUCCUACGAUUGUUAUGAUUAUUCAGGUUGCGAGGGGUGGUGAGGGGGUUAGUAUUCAUGUGGAGGGGUUAGCUAAGAUGCUUUUGGUGUUUAAUGGCUUCGUCGAUGCACAUGUUUAUGGUUUUAAUGAACGUACGGCUAUGGGUUGGAGGCAGAGAAUCCGACCGGCUGCUCAGGAAGAUGAUGAAGAGGCGGCAGGUACAAGUGGGGGCGUGCAUGAGGUUGUUUCAAGACCGGAGCCGACGUUGAAGAAUCCGAACGUUUGGCAGCAGAAUAUGGUUUAG
Molecule: messenger RNA, 1206 nt
Organism: Orbilia oligospora ATCC 24927
Lineage: Eukaryota; Fungi; Ascomycota; Orbiliomycetes; Orbiliales; Orbiliaceae
Exons: 6
Coding region: 1-1206 (401 amino acids)
Biological process (GO): cell surface receptor signaling pathway; adenylate cyclase-activating G protein-coupled receptor signaling pathway
Cellular component (GO): plasma membrane
Molecular function (GO): G protein-coupled receptor activity
Source: RefSeq, a predicted model, not a curated record